Mucor mucedo is the source of this 1134-nucleotide messenger RNA. RefSeq lists its product as uncharacterized. The transcript is spliced from 4 exons. The record is from RefSeq and is a predicted model, not a curated record. The coding region runs from base 198 to 1133 and encodes 311 amino acids. Lineage: Eukaryota; Fungi; Mucoromycota; Mucoromycetes; Mucorales; Mucoraceae. Gene Ontology annotation, molecular function: (3R)-hydroxyacyl-[acyl-carrier-protein] dehydratase activity. Gene Ontology annotation, cellular component: mitochondrion.
GCAUAUCGUUAACUCCGAUUAUUGCUCGUUUAUAUCAUCGACACGUUGCAUUUAGCUCACAAUUCUCUAUACAGUGUAUAGACGAAUUUCAGCCAAGAAUAGCGGGUUUUUCGAGAUUUACAAUCUGAAGGUUGUAAUUAUGGGUCGGUGAUAUGUUUAAAAAGUAGUCUCCGCCUUUGUUUUUAUUUUCUUCUUUAAUGUCAUUAUCGAAAUCAGUACGAUCUUUUUCAAAGUGUUUUAAAAAACCACGACAUUACUCUACCGUGCAAGUUUUACGUGAUUGGGAAACAAAGACGAAAGCCAAUGGAAACGAGAUUACGUUCGAUGAGAUAACAGGAUCGCAGUUUAAUCUGUUGGCUAACACACUUGGAUCCUCUGAUUUUGUGAAUGAAAAAAUACCUCCAAAGGGUACGAUAGUACCACCUUGUUGGCACCAUGUAUAUUUUCCACCGCGCACACAGGAACCAGAUUUAGCAGCAGAUGGGUAUGAAACCUCGUAUUUUCCGCCCAAGCCAUUUUCUCAGCGUAUGUGGGUAGGAGCGCAAUUGACUUGGAGUGUCGAUAACCCAUUGCGCGUAGGGGACCAAAACGUCAUGAUGAAGACAAGUCUGGAUCAUGCAGAAGUUCGACACGGACGUAUGGGAGACUCUGCCAUGGUUUGGAUUAAUAAGGAUAUUGAGAAUCAGCACGGGUGGUCCAUGAGAGAGCAACGAUGCCUUGUAUAUCACCCUGAACAACCAUCAGUCAAUGUUGCCAGAGGUUUGAUAGUAAAGAAACAAUCUGAUUUCUCUCGAACGAUAACACCAAGUUCAAUCUUGUUGUUUAGGUAUUCAGCCUUAACGUUCAACUCACAUAAAAUUCAUUUUGAUCAUGAGUACGCAACAAAAGUGGAAAAUCACCCUGCAUGCCUGGUGCAUGGGCCUUUAAGUGGGACUUUACUGAUAGACUUGUUGAAAAAUAAUAUCAACAACAAGAUGAAAUCAUUUGAAUACAAAUGUUUAACUCCACUUUACGUGAAUAAGCCGUUAACUCUAUCUGGAAGAAAAUCGAACGAUCCAGACCGUUAUGAAUUAUGGAUCACCAAUCACAUGGGCCAUUUAGCCGUAAAAGGAUCUGCUACGAUUUGUAUAUAAU